Helobdella robusta is the source of this 2883-nucleotide messenger RNA. RefSeq lists its product as hypothetical. Lineage: Eukaryota; Metazoa; Annelida; Clitellata; Rhynchobdellida; Glossiphoniidae. The transcript has 3 exons. Bases 1 to 2883 code for a protein of 960 amino acids. The record is from RefSeq and is a predicted model, not a curated record.
AUGGAUAUUGAGACAUUAAACGAUAUCCAUGACGAUGACGAUGACGACAAUUUUCCUCCACUACCAGCAACUUUGCCGCCAUUUUUUAACGUUUCUACCAAAACUUCCAACAAUAUUUUCAAUAAAAAUACUGAAAUUAACGAAGUUGAAGUUACACGUGAUGAGAACUUACCCCUCGUACCUUCACCAUUGACAUUUGAUUUCAAAAUUCACAAGGAACUCAACAAUGACGUCAUUAAUAACGUAAUAAAUGACGAAGAUGACGACGAAGGUUUUCCUCUUCCGCCUCCGGAAGAAUUAUUAUCUCCGAGGAUGUCGGUGCCGACAUCGGCUGGUUUGAUGACAGCUGUGAGUGUCUUUACCAAAGAAAAUACUAUAGAAAUUUUAAAAAAUAUUGUUUCAAAUAAUGAAAGUCUGAAUGAUUUUAAUGACAAAUUGAAUAUUCCAAAUGUUGGUUGUAAUAAAACAUCGGUAUCCGACGAUAUAACCGGUGUAAAUCGAACCGUAGUACCGAUAGAAGAGAUUGCAAAUAAUAACGAUAUUUCGAUAAUAAGUGUAUCUCAAUCAUUCGCAAAUGUACAAAGGGAGGAUACAAAAACAUCGUCAUUGAGAGAUUUUCAUUCGCCGGCUCCUUUCAAACUCAUUAAAAACCCUUCCUUCUCAUCAACUAGCAUGUUCAACCUACCUUUCAUAAACAAAUUUAUGGAUGUAGUUGAUAAUAAUUUAAGUGUCGUGAUUGACUCCGAGAAAGAAGCAACAAUCAAUCUCGAAUCAAUAUCGGGUAACGUUGCGGAAGAAAACCCGUUAUCAAUCGAUAAGAAUGAAUAUAAAGCGGACGAAGAAAAAGAUUCUGGAAUAUUCUCAGGCUCGGAAAUUGUAAAACUGCCUGAACUUUCACCAAAUAACUUUGAUGCCAGCGUCGAGAAUGAAGUGUUCGUGAACAGUGACGAUGUCAUUUCUUUUAAAAAACCUCUACAAAACCAAGGCAAUACAAUUAGCUCUGGUUCAACCAAUGGUUCGUCCAAUCGUUCAUACGACUCCGCGAUGAAGAAACUUACAAACUGCCAACUAAACGACGUAUUGAAAGAUUAUUACAAAGAUGAUGAAACCUCGAAUGAAAUAAUCAAAAAUGAAACAGAAACUGAAAAUGUUGAAGAUAAAAAACCGCAAAAGCCGCUAAUCGCCCAAGCACUCUUGCCUAAAAAUCAGAGAUUAACAAGCGAAUCUGGACAAAAUAAUGUCGAUCCUAGUUCGGCAUUCAACAAGCAAUCAUUCAACGUGACGUUGAACGAGUUGAAAAGUUUUUUGAAUCCUGAAACUGGAGUGAAGGGCAAAUUGAAAAGUGCCGAUGAUUUCUAUUUGGGAAAAAUUACGAAAAAAAAUUCUUCAAGUGAACAGGACGAAAAAGAUUUAGAAUCAAGAUGGGUCGAUAAUAAUAAAACAACUCUUACAAAAAAUGUGAGCACCAUAGUUGUUGAACAGAAAUCUACUGAUAAUAAUCAAAUAAUUUCCUUUAAAAAUAAUUUCAAUGAUUCGAGUUUGUUAAACAAAAACUUAAUAUCUGCCACACCUACGAACAAUAUUUCAGAAUACGCGUACAACAACACCAGUAAACUGACAACAAUGGAGUUAAAUGCCAACAACACGGCACCCAAACAGCCAGAAAAGCUGCCGAAACUUUCGAAGAGCGUUUCAUUGAAGAGCCCUCCAGGACAAAGACCAAAAGUGCCCAACGUCAAAGGAUUCACAGAAGAACAAAUUCAGCAGUUGUUAGAAAGUCAAAAGUCGCAAAAUCAAAAUAAGACAAGUAGCGUGAACAAUGACAACAUUUCAACAUUUCAAGGUAUGCAAAAUAAAAAUGUAAGCAGCACUGAGACUAAAGUUGCGAGUCCUAAUGUAUAUAGCUACUCUAAAACCUUGGAAAAUAAUUUUUCAAAAUUUUCAAAAAUCUCUAACGAUAAUGAUAAUGAUGUCUUCAAUGCAAAUAUAAACACGGAAAAUGAGAAAAAUAAAGAAAAACGGGGAGAAGCAAAAUCACCAGGUGCACAUCAAACCAUAGAAUUAAACUUAAGAUCAAAAAAGUUAUUUUUUGAGCAGAUAUCCACGCAAGAAAGCGACCAACAAACGAAAAAGAGAGGAGACAGUGCUGAUUUCAAAUUAAAACCAUCUUUCAGUGAUUCCUCGUACCAACGUAAUAAAGUUUUUGAUAAAGGUAGCAGCAUUGAAGACGAGUUGAAACUUGUUUUAGAAAAAAAGAUAUUUCACGGCAAAGAUAAUGAAGAGGAAAUUAAUAAAUUUACUAAAAUUAAUUCGACACCAAGAAGCAGUUCAAUCGACAAAAGCACGAUCGAUGGGUUAAAUAAUGAAGACAGCGUUAAUGCAGAAGGUAAGGACGCAAUCUUUACUCCACCGGUUUCUGAAACUAAAGCUUUUUUUGAAUCAAAAAAUAAUGGCAUCACGAAACCAUUAAAACCACAAAAUGUUACGAACGUAACCUUAAAAAAGUCAUCUUCCCUGCUAGAUAAGUCAGCAUUUCACAGAAUGGUCGCAUUCAAACCAGAACCAAAGUUGAUUCAAAAAUCCAAAAAUGUUAAUAACGAAAGGUCACUUGGAAUAGAUGCUCAUACUAAGUAUGAACAAGAAACAGUUGAAACACUGGUGAAUAAAUACAAAAUUCUGCACAACAAACCUCUCACGGAAAGGAAAAUUCAUCCCAUCAGUAAGUCGGUUUCAGUCGAUCAGAAAGUUUCAGUGCCAGAUGAAUCUGAAAAGAAGAAGCUUCCAGGUAAAAGCUUAGCAUCAUUAAACGUUGCGUCCAAUGUCCUGGGUGCCAAAACUUGGAGUGCUACUUUGAAAGCUUAUGCUCAAAAAUCUAACAAAUAA